Thunnus maccoyii (southern bluefin tuna) is the source of this 3824-nucleotide messenger RNA. Its product is annotated as leucine-rich repeat-containing protein 24-like. Gene Ontology annotation, molecular function: protein binding. Bases 104 to 1966 code for a protein of 620 amino acids. NCBI's taxonomy places the organism in Eukaryota, Metazoa, Chordata, Actinopteri, Scombriformes, Scombridae. The record is from RefSeq and is a predicted model, not a curated record. The transcript has 8 exons.
UAAAUUUGAAUAACUGGGAUCAUAUAAAUCAGACGGAAUAAGAAGGCAUCGUGCGAGGAAGACCGCACUCCUCCAUCCCUCUUCGGCAGUCCUGUCUGUUGGUAUGAUGGCUGUGUUGUUGCUGCCUCUUCUCUCUUUGCUCCUCCUGUCCCUCCAAACUCCUGGUCAAGCUUCUCCUUCCUGCCCUGUGAGCUGUCGUUGCUAUAGCCUCACUGUGGAAUGUGGCUCCACCGGUCUGCAAGACAUCCCCAAACACGUCCCUGCAUCUACACAGACUAUCUUCCUUCAGGACAAUGUGAUUGGUCAGAUCCGUCGACAGGACCUCACUCUGCUGAGGCACCUACACUACCUCUACUUGCAGAACAACACCAUCUCAGCAGUGGAGCCUGGAUCUUUCCAGAACCAGGGUCAGUUGUUGGAGCUGGCUCUGAAUGGAAACCGGAUACACCUAGUGACCGCCGACAUGUUCCAGGGACUGGAACAUCUCCGCAUUCUUUACCUGGCAGGAAAUGACAUCAUGCGCCUGCUGGACUACACCUUCCGUGGCUUACAGCGUCUGCAAGAGCUACAUUUGCAGCAUAACAGUAUAGAGAUGUUAGCAGACCAAGCACUAGUUGGUUUGACUUCUUUAGCCCUGCUGGACCUGAGCAGGAAUAAUCUUCACACCAUUGGCCCUGUAUCACUGCGACCUCUGGUCAGCCUGCAGGUCCUGCGCAUCACAGACAACCCAUGGCGCUGUGACUGUGCUCUUCACUGGCUAAGGAGCUGGAUCGAUGAGGAGGGCCAGCGGCUGCUCAGUUCAGCAGAACGUCGGCUGGUCUGUACUGAGCCACCGCGUCUUUCCCACCUUAGCCUGGUGGAGGUUCCGCUCAACAGCCUGGUGUGUAUCCCUCCACUUGUGCAGCUAGAGCCUAGGAGACUAGCUGUGCGCCUGGGAGAGAGCCUCAGGGUGUCGUGCCAUGCGUCUGGUUACCCACGGCCACAGGUGACCUGGAGGAAGGCGUCCCAGGGUAAGUUGAUGCUGUCUCCCAGAGGCCUGGUUCAGGAGAUGGGUGCCGGAGGAGGUGCAGUGGGCAGAGCAGAGGAGCCUUCAGAGGAAGGCAGAGUCAGUCUGCAGAAGACUGACAACGAGCGCUUUGACCCUGACACCGGCAGCGGCAUGCUGUUUCUCAGUAAUGUGACUGUAGCUCAUGCUGGUUUCUAUGAAUGUGAAGCCUGGAACGCAGGAGGCAUGGCCAGGGUCACUUUUCAGCUUGCCAUCAACUCAUCCACUUCCUCAUCCUCCUCUUCUUCCUCCAUCUGGGCCUCAUGGUCACAGGUGUCCUCACCAUACUCACCUGCCUGGCCCCGGCUGAGGAGUCAUGGUCCCGCUUUGGGCUCAGAUGUGAGCCGGGAGCCCCUGUACGCUCUGGGCAGCAUGGCCUUCAGUGCUCUGGGAGCUGCCACUCAGACCGCCAUCGCUGUGGGCAUCUCCCUGCUGGCUCUGACCGCUCUUCUGCUGGUUGCCAUGAUCUACAGCCGACAUCACCAGCGAGACAAGGAGGCUGACGGAGCUGAGAAGGAGGAGAGCAUCUUGUACGUUAAUGACUACUCUGAUGGCCCAACCACAUUCGCCCAGCUAGAGGAGUACCGUGAUGAGCGUGGCCACGAGAUGUAUGUCCUUAACAGGGCCAAGCCUGUGCUGCCUCCUGCCCCACCCACAGCUGUCUCCACCACCAACCUGGGUUGCCCUGCUCCAUCUGACACCUCCACCCACACCCUGUCCUCUGGGCCGGGCCAGACCAUGAGUCCUACUCUGGUUCCCAACAAACAGCAGCAACAGGAGGGCGACAUACGGACCAUGAGGAGAAUGGCUGGGGAGGGAGGGGAAGCUGAGCCUGUGAUCACGUCAGAGGCUGAAGGGAUGUUUCUUAACCACACAGGCCUGUUCAUGGACUCUCAGAUCGCCUAUGAGAUCCACUGCUGAAUGGAGGAGACAAUCCACUGCAACAGUUUGAGCCGGUGGUUUACAGCAAAGGCUGUUACAUCUUACCUGAAGAAAGGCAGGGUGCUACUGCUGGAAUGUACUAGUAACUGACAAUUGCACUCAUCUCUGUGGAAUGGCUGCACUAUCUACAAGACUCAUUCACAGUGAUGGAAGGUUUACAUACCUGGCAGAGCUCACAAUCUGGCUUAAAUCAAUAGCACUGAGGCUUUUAAACUGACAUACUGUGAUGUAUCUUGCACAUCAAAAUAUCAGUGAUGACAGAAAAAAACCCCACCAAAUAUUAGUCAGCGGUAACUGUCCUGUACAUGAAAAACCAGUCAGUAUUUAUCAAACCUAUUUUCAUACCAGAAACUUUUCACUGUCAUUACUGUACUAGACUUAAGGGAAGUGGAGUUUUUUUUACCUCUAGAAGUGUUAUGGAGAUUUUUUUCUUCCUUUGGUGUUAUUUAUUUAUUUAUUACAUGAGUAGGUGCCCAUUUUGUUUGUCCUGUGCAUGCACAUCCUCGUGGGUGUGCAAUUCACAGUCCUGCCAAUGGUUUCUCACUGUUCCACUGACCAACAGGUGGCAGUAGAUAUGCAGCAAUGUGCCAACAAAGACAAGGAAGAAGAGGACUGCUUGCUAAUUAAUAUGGACGUAAAUAGUGCAGGUUUCAAACUUUUAAGAAAAAUCAGAUUUGGAAAUGUUUCAUGAGAAAGGAAGUGCAUUCAGCAUGUUUGCUAGAUCUCAAGGAUGCACACAAUGAAUUUGGGUGAGUAUCACACAGGACACCCAUGAACAUCUGUCCUAUCAAGAACUCAGACACACUUCAUCGGUUAUUUGCAGGGUGAGUCUACAGAAAAGGGAAAUCACGGAAUCUUCCAUUUUAUGAGCAUGUAGGAACCCUUGUGUGUUUUAUAAGUGUUGUUAAUGUCUAUACAUGUCUUAAUUUAAUCUCAGUCUCUGGCUGUUGAGCAUCUAAAGGCGUAUGAGGUGGGACAACAGCAGCUAAAUUUUGUAACUAUUUAUUUAAAAGUGUGGGAACAUGUUAACCAUCACAAAGAAAGGAUCUUAAUGGAAAAUUCUGGUUAUUUUCUAUCUGAGUCUGAGUUCUGAUUAACGUCAUGUUCAGUUUGCCACUAAUGAGCAGCCUCUAGAUACUAACAGUGAAACUCCGGGGACUGUUCGAGUUAGUGUGUAUCAUUUUAAGUUACCUACUUCGCCGAGUCUAACAUUGGUGAUCCUGGAUAACUGGUUUCAUAAAGCUGUUAUCAACUGUCCCUGUUACACCUAUGUGUUACACCUGGGUUUUAUUCAACUAAUUUAGUAGAGAUUGGGUUGUGGUUUGAAUUAAUUUAUUUCCAAUCAGAUGGCAGUUAUAUGUUUUUUUCAACGUCACAUAUCAUUGAGCCUAUAAAUAUUUAACAUUUUGUGAUGACCCCUCCGCUCCACUAGGUGUUCCUGUGUUUUUGGGUUCGUUUGCUGGUUUCCUCUUGUUUUGCAGGAUCCCGGGCAGGGUGGAGGUUCGUCAUUGGCUUCAUGAGCCAUACCUGGGCCCGAUGUGGUCUCGUGUAUAAAGCUUGGCCUUCCACGGAGCCUCCCUCUCUCCCUUCCUCUUCCAGCACGGCUCGGCUCGGCUCGGCUCGGCUCAGCUGUUUUGUCUUUUUGUUGCUGAUGCACAUGCACAUACACAAACACCACUGAUUACUGACUUACACGUUUUUUCCGUUUUAAUGUAUUAUUUUGUAAAUAAAUACAACCUGUCCUAACUGGCAAACUCGUCUGGUCUGCCAUAUUUGUCGCAGCUUAUGAGCCGGGCUGUGACAUAUGGGGGUUCGUUUCAUCUUUGUUGACCCGGGG